This is a messenger RNA of Zychaea mexicana, 1530 nucleotides long. RefSeq lists its product as uncharacterized. The record is from RefSeq and is a predicted model, not a curated record. Gene Ontology annotation, molecular function: protein binding. The transcript is spliced from 3 exons. Lineage: Eukaryota; Fungi; Mucoromycota; Mucoromycetes; Mucorales; Lichtheimiaceae. The coding region runs from base 1 to 1530 and encodes 509 amino acids.
AUGGGUUCAUGCUCACCUGAAAACCGAUCAGCAGCUAUUCAACAUGGCCCACUUUGUCGACAAGACUUCCUACUCUUCAUGCCGUACGACCUCAUUGCAGUGAUAUUCUCGCCGCUUACUGCCAACGAGCUGGUUGUUUGUGCGUCCGUUUGUCAGCGCUGGCGCUCGUUCUUUAACGACAAUCCGCAGAUUUUAUGGAAAAAGCUAUUGUUUCGCAGUAUCAAACAGUUUUUCGGGUGCCCAGCAUUCAUUGGAGAACCGAAAGAUUGGAGAGCGAAGCAUAUCCGCUCGUUUUCCUUUGAUCAUUCACAAAUCCGUGGACCCUACACAAAUAUAAAGGAAAACGAGAUGGCUACCGUGUUCAACCAACUCAUCGAGACUGACUGCAGCUACCUUGAACAUCUCGAGAUUUACGAUUGUCCUCUUUCUCAUAUGGGAUUUGUCAAGUACAUAAGCUUUAUUGGGGAGCGAUUACGAAACCUCGAUAUCAGCAACUCCUAUAUUGAUCCCCGCAUGGUCGGUGCGAUACUCAACGCAUGUCCAAAUCUCAGCAGUCUAGAGUUCCAAGACUGCAUUCCGUACGCAAGCAGCACGUUUUCGCUACAGCCAGUUGCGACCGACAUGCCGUCUCGCCAUCUAGUAACUUUGCAAAUUGUGGUGGAUGAGACCAUUGGAUCCGAAUAUCUAGGUCGACUAUUACGGAACUGUCCGCAGCUGAAAACGCUUACGCUUAACAGCCAAGUUGACUGGAUCGUCAGAGACGCCAUUGAUCGACCGCCGCCAGAAAUCAUAUUUGACGCCAUAUAUGACGCUGUACAACAAUCAUGCACAGUACUUGAAUCAUUUACCUUCGUCUGCAUUCCGUAUUGGACAAUAGCAGAGCAUUCCCACAUCACACACAGGUCACCGGCAUCCUUGCAAAAUGUUUUUGCAUUAUCAGCCGAUGUUCACGAGAAACAUACAGGUACAAAGAGGCAGAUGAUACGGCACCCGGAUGUAUCGUCGGUGGAAAAUAAUGCUAUUAUUAAACGAAAAUACGCGACGUUGGAGUAUUAUGUCGGAUGUCCCCCGCCACAGAUGAAGAACAGAUCAUGGACCAUGCUCUCCAUUGCAGUUGACACUGACGUUGCUCGUGUCGGAUAUCGGGGUUUCCCCUUUACGCUUGGAUCUGUGCGUUAUCUUUUCCGGACCAUGAUGUGCAUGCUUGAAGAGGUUUAUUUUGUACGACUCGACUUCAAGGACCUUAACGGAAGGGUGAUGCAAGAAGAGGGGCUUGAACAACAACAGAAAACACAUACAAACACUGCUACCACGAAGCGUUGGAUUAUAGGCUUGUCCUUACUACAGCAGCUAAAAUAUGUAAAGUUUGUUCAUUGUACCCAUGUUACAAGUAAAGAUAUGUUGGAAUUAGUAGAACAAGUCAAGGGUAUCACCGUGCUACAUAUUCUGGGAUGCGAAUACCUUGGUGACAUUGGCCUCGUCGAAAAAUCGCUUAGUAAACGGAACGGACGGUUGAUAAUGAACCUUUAA